CCUAGCAUGCCUACUGUCAAUUAGACAUUAUAACGAGACGCCAUAUUUUAUUGAGUGAUACAUGUAACCCAACGAAUAUUUGCGUCGAAAGUUGUAACGCGAAUGGAAUUGAAAAUCUUGUUUAGCUAUUAGUAAAUCUUAUUAAAUUCAUAUCUCUUAUAUAUAGUAACUAAUUACUAUGUCCGGUGGAAGCGGUAACAACAGAAAUGAGUGCAGGAUAUAUGUCGGUAACUUGCCUCCGGAUAUCAGGACAAAGGACAUACAAGACUUAUUCUACAAAUUCGGUAAAGUCACAUUCGUCGAUUUGAAGAAUAGAAAAGGACCACCAUUUGCUUUCGUAGAAUUUGAAGAUCCCAGGGACGCGGACGACGCGGUGCGCGCGCGCGACGGCUACGACUACGACGGGUACCGGCUGCGCGUGGAGUCGCGCGGCGGCGGCGGCGGCGGCGGCGGCGGCGCGCGCGGCCGCGGCGGCGCCGAGCGCUUCGCCGGCCGCGCCGCCGCCCGCGGCCCGCCCGCGCGCCGCUCCGACUACCGCGUGCUCGUCACCGGCCUGCCGCCCUCCGGCUCCUGGCAGGACCUCAAGGACCACAUGCGCGAGGCGGGCGACGUCUGCUUCGCCGACACCUUCAAGGACGGCACCGGCGUCGUCGAGUUCCUGCGCCACGAGGACAUGAAGUACGCCGUCAAGAAGCUCGACGACUCGCGCUUCAGGAGCCACGAGGGUGAGGUCUCCUACAUACGCGUGAAGGAGGACUACGGAGGAGGCGGCGGCGGCGCCGACAGGUACAGCGGUGAUCGCGAUAGGUCGCGGUCGUACUCGCCGCGGCGGCGCGCGUCGCCCACAUACUCGCCGGUGCGCCGCUCGUAUUCGCGCUCGCGCUCGCGCUCGCGUUCGCCCUACUGAGCGCUCGCACACGCAGCGCGAGCCGCCGCCGCCGCCGCCGCCGCAGCCGCCGCCGCUAUACUAGCACUAGCCCUAGCACUAGACUGUACCUAGCGUAGCUCGACCCGCUGCGGCCUCUACACGCUUAUCUGUACGAUAUUUAGCCUCAUCCUAACAUAUACAUCGUAUAUAUCGCCCGUUUUACUCAUUUGAAUGUUUUUCAAAUUAGGCGGUAGUUUCAUAAAAAAUUGACAAUUUGUAUAUUAACGAACUAUCCCCUACGGGGGUAGGUAGAUGCUAUUAGAAUGGCCAGGACGAUGUAAGUCUUUCAUAUCAUACAGUUGUGAUCUACUUCGUCCGAGCUGUUGUAAUACAAGUUGAAGGACAAGUUUGUUUAGUAUAAGGCUAAGAAUUCUACAGAUAAUAUAUAUAUAUAUAUAAU
This is a messenger RNA of Galleria mellonella (greater wax moth), 1328 nucleotides long. It is a transcript of the gene SF2, whose product is annotated as serine/arginine-rich splicing factor 1A-like. Gene Ontology annotation, molecular function: mRNA binding. Lineage: Eukaryota; Metazoa; Arthropoda; Insecta; Lepidoptera; Pyralidae. The record is from RefSeq and is a predicted model, not a curated record. Gene Ontology annotation, cellular component: nucleus; cytoplasm; ribonucleoprotein complex.